AUUCUCCGCUUGAACCGCGCCAUUGACUCGCACUUGACACCGACAUCGACCUCGUGAUGGGUAGUGCAUCUUCUCGUCGGACACUGUGCUCUCCUUGGGCAUAUCAUCCAAUCCUCCCAUUUCUGACAGUGACGAGCGCGUUCAAGCUGGACCUCAGCAUUGAUCCCUGGCUUACCCGGGUUCCCGUGACAUCUAGCUCGCGUUGCCGCGACUCGCCGCAAGCAUGUCAAUGCCGGCAACGCAGUCCUCGUCCGACAAUGGAUCCGUAGAGAAAGCUGAGCCCACGUCAUCGCCGCUAGCGCAGAAUGAAGUCGCUCCUUCCCUCCCGCCCAAUGGUGGCUUCGUCGCCUGGACCCAAGUCCUGGGCUCCUUUCUCAUCAUGUUCAACAAUUGGGGCCUGGCCAAUGGCUUUGGCACCUUCCAAUCAUACUACGAGUCGCACCGCCUCGACGCCUACUCUCCCUUUCAGAUCGCCUGGAUCGGCUCCCUACAACUCUUCCUCCUCUUCACCGUCGGCGUCUUCACUGGCCCCCUUUUCGACCGCGGCCAUUUCCGCGUACUCAAUGCCACAGGGUCCUUCCUCAUGGUCUUUGGCAUGAUGAUGACCAGCAUCGCCCAUACAUACUGGCAGACGAUCCUCGCUCAGGGAGUCUGCAUUGGCGUCGGCAUGGGCUUUCUGUGGACGCCCGCUGUGGCCAUCUGCGCUCAAUACUUUACCACGCGACGCGCCAUCGCCAUUGGCCUAGCCGCGUGCGGUACGGCUGUGGGUGGUUUACUGUACCCAGUCAUUUUCACGCAGCUCAUUGACAAGGUCGGCUACGGCUGGUCAGUUCGUAUCAUGGGUUUCGUCUGCCUUGCGACGCUGAUCCCAGUCAACAUCAUCAUGGUGCCCCUCAAGCAGACGACUCGCAGGCGCAGCUUCUUCUCCUUCGGCAUGCUCCGUGAGCCGCACUCUUUCUUCAUGUGUUGGGGCAUAUGCAUUGGCUUCAUGGGCUUGUUCGUCCCGCUCUACUACAUUGGCACCUACGCAGAGGCGGUGGCCCACAUGCGACACUCCCUGGCCUCAUACCUCUUCAGCAUCAUCAAUGGCGCCCUCUCGCUGCGGCUCGUCUUCAAUUUCCUUGCAGACCGAGUAGGAGUGGGCAAUGUCAUUUGGCCAGCCUGCGCUGCCACCUCGAUCCUCGCCUACAGCUGGAUCGCCAUUGACACCGACGGCUCGAUCAUUGCCUUUUGCGUCCUCUACGGCGUUGCGAGCGGGACUUCCAUCUCCCUCGUACCAUCCCUCGUACCCUCAAUGACCGAAGACAUGAGCGAGAUCGGGUCGAGACUCGGCGUCGUCUUCCUGUUCGCGGGCUUUGGCGCGUUAGUCGGCAAUCCCAUCGGCGGUGCUUUGCUAGCCAACCACAAUACGCGCUCGCACUUCUUGCGACUACAGCUUUGGUCAGGGUCGACGAUGGCUGUUGCAGCAGUCUGUCUGCUUCUUUCCAGCCUCUUUUGGAAGAAACAUCUGGCGCGCAAGAUCAGCGAUAUUCAGGCGUAAGCUGUGAUGUAGUAGAGCAUAGCCACGUGGGGAGCAGAAAAUGAGCUCUAAUUGACGCGCCGGUGACGUGCCGGCGGCAGGGUGCAGCUUCGCGCGUCCACGAGAGUCAAGAACAUCUUGCCUUCUUCGCGUCAUCAUGAUGCCAGCCACAGAAGUCGAGGUAGCUAUCAUCGGAGGCGGGAUCAGCGGGCUCUAUGCCGCCAAGCAACUUCAGCGUCGUGGUGUCACCGACCUUGUCAUCAUCGAAGCGCAGCCUGAACUAGGUGGCAGAGUUCUCAGCAC
Messenger RNA from Jaminaea rosea, 1822 nucleotides. Its product is annotated as MFS general substrate transporter. Lineage: Eukaryota; Fungi; Basidiomycota; Exobasidiomycetes; Microstromatales. Gene Ontology annotation, cellular component: fungal-type vacuole membrane. Gene Ontology annotation, molecular function: transmembrane transporter activity. The record is from RefSeq and is a predicted model, not a curated record. Bases 224 to 1540 code for a protein of 438 amino acids. The transcript has a single exon. Gene Ontology annotation, biological process: transmembrane transport.